Rhizopus microsporus ATCC 52813 is the source of this 1200-nucleotide messenger RNA. RefSeq lists its product as uncharacterized. NCBI's taxonomy places the organism in Eukaryota, Fungi, Mucoromycota, Mucoromycetes, Mucorales, Rhizopodaceae. The record is from RefSeq and is a predicted model, not a curated record. Gene Ontology annotation, molecular function: nucleic acid binding. Bases 1 to 1200 code for a protein of 399 amino acids. The transcript has 2 exons.
AUGAGUGAAAUUCAGGUUGAAGAAAUGGUCGAAGAAAUGGAUCUCGAUGAAAAUUCUGCAUUUACUUACGGCAAAUUGCUGUUAUUGGCUAAUGAUACAAUCGUGUCUCCAGAAAUGGAAGAUGAUGUUGUUCCUGAGAAUGUACCACUUGUGCCUAAGAAUAAUAACAGUAAGAAGGCUCUCUCUUACAAAGCUUAUGGCCUUGAGAAUAUCAAGCAAUUCAUUCGCCUUAUACAGGAAGAGAGUGGUUCUGCUGCGAAGCACGCGAAAGCUUGCUUCAUUCCCCGUUCUACUUCAUAUGAAAUAAUGAAGCAAUGGAGCGAGGGCGAUGGAGCCGUUAUUCCUGUCGGUUGCAUGAAACGACUCUCAAAGAAUAACGGGACUUCCAAGACAAAUAAUACCAAACUAACACAAAAGCAUACGCAGUUCCUCACAAGUUUGGUUGAUCAAAAUCUGUGCAUUACAGUGGACAUGGCAAGAGAGCAGCUUUGUAACAUGUUUCAAGGCCUCAGCAUAUCUGAAAGCAGUUUAAGGAAACACAUGAAAGAGAAAAUUAGGUUAUCCUUGAAAAAUUCAAGUAUUUAUACUAUGGACAGAGAUGUUACAAGAGCCAUUGAGCUUCGUUACAAGAUAAUAACAGAACGGAAAGCGACUGGAGCUGGUUUUCAAAAGAAUUAUGUGUUCAUUGAUGAAGCCGAAUGUAAUUCUUACCAAAUUAGGAGUAGUGCUUGGUCUGUUAAGGGUACUCCAGCACAAGUAAAAGUUCCAACACAAAAGGAUAUCAACCUUAGUAUCGUCGGAUGCAUUUUUCCAUUUGGGACCAUUAACUUUUCCAAAGUCGAACCUUUGAAGCCUAGCGACGUUGCUAAAAUUGAGAAAGGGUUUCCUCUACCUGAAAACAAGAAAAAAAAAGCGCAGACUGAUGAGUUUUCUAAAACAAAGGUCAAAAAAGGCACAGCAGCGUACCAUAUCAAGCCACUGUUUAUGCUACCUUACUCGCCAUUUCUUAAUCCAAUUGAAGAAUGUUGGUACAAAAUUAAAGCUCAUGUCAGAAGGAAUCCACUCUCCUUAUUGGAUACUUUAACUCCCAGAAUUCAAGCAGCUUGUAGAAGUGUUACCACAGAAAAUUGUCUUGGAUGGAUCAAGUAUGCAAAAAUUUUCUGGGAUAGAUGUCUCGGCAAAGAAUUAGGUCUUGCUUGA